UGGAAUUUGUUGUGAAGAAGAAUAUAAUUGCCACUAUUUGGCUGCUGAUGCUUGCACCAUGUCGAGACGCAAGCAGGCUAAGCCCCAGCAUAUCCACUCGGAUGGGCAGCUCCUGGAAGCAUCUGUUGGUCAACAAAGCCCAGUCAGUGCUGAUGGAGAAAAAGCUAUGAAGAGGUGCAGGAUGGAAGAAACCAAUGUCUGUGACAAAUGCUGUGCUGAAUUCUUUGAGCUUUCAGAACUUAUUGAGCAUAAAAAUAACUGCACUAAAAAUCACCCAGUCCUCAUUAUGAAUGAAAGUGGUGUGGUUCCCUCAGCAGGCUUCCAACAGGCUUCAUCUGAUCUGUCUGUAGAACCCAUGGAAACUCAGACAAAGGAUGUUUCAUCAAAAAGCUCCUCUCUUCUAGAUGAGAAGAUUAAAGAAAAGGUAGAUUCUACUAAAAUAGUCCCUCCGUCCUCUCCAAAAACGAAUGGUCAUAGCCACUUGCCAAACGUGUCCAACACUAAUGUGACUCUGCAGACUAUUAAUAGUACCAAAGUGGCAGUUAAUCAACAUACAGCAGAUGGUAUGGCAGCAUCAAUGGUAUCUAAUCCAAAUGCUAUUCCCAUGAUCCUUGAACAACUAGUGUGCCUGCAGCAACAACAACUACAACAAAUUCAGCUUACGGAGCAAAUACGCAUUCAAAUUGCCAUGAUGGCUCCAAACUCUUUGCAUCCAUCAAUAGCUGCAGCAACAGAUCCGCUGAAGGCAUUGGGUGCUCAUCUAUCUCAACAACUUUCUGCUGCUGUUGCUUUGAUAGGACAGAAAGCAGGAACACAAAGUCUUGCACUUGAUUCUAUAAAGCAAACCAAGCUACCUCAUCCAAACCUAUCCAUGCCAUCUAAUGGAAACGUACCACUUGCUCUCUCAACAUCGCUCUUAAAAACUGACUCUGUAAGGGGUAUCCCUGCUGCAGUUGCAAGAUUUCCCAACCCUGUGCUACCUCAUUCUGCUGGCACUGUUCUCUUCCAGAAUCAAAUUUCUGCUAAUGAUGCUACAAAUAAAGUCAGUGUUAAGACUCAAAGUAUUACCCCUUCUGAAAGCAAACCUAAUGGUGAGGAUCAAUUCUUUAGACACAAGUGUAAGUUCUGUGGUAAAGCAUUUGGUAAUGAUAGUGCAUUGCAAAUUCAUUUGCGUUCCCAUACUGGUGAAAGGCCAUACAAAUGCAACAUUUGUGGCAACAGGUUUACAACUAAAGGGAAUUUGAAGGUACACUUUCAACGUCAUAAAGACAAAUACCCACACAUAAGAAUGAAUCCAUAUCCUGUCCCAGAGCAUCUGGAUAAUGUUCCUACUACAAGUGGAAUUCCAUACGGUAUGUCUGUUCCAUUGGAUGAGUCUAAUGUACUUGUGGAUACAAAACCUGUCUUGGCAGGCCUUUCAAAUACUGCACUGAAUCUGUCUAAUAUUACAGAACCUUCAAUAGGUACUCUUCUACCAAACAUUCCAUCAAAAUCAUCGCCUGGAAGCGAAGGUGAGUCUGUGUCAUCGGGUGUAGUUGGCCAUGAAUCGGGCACUGACCAGAGUUUAAACUCUCCACCUGUUAGUGGAACAACUGAACAAGGAUCAGAAACUAGUAAACUGCAACAACUUGUUGAGAAUAUUGAUAAAUCUGCAUCUGGUCACAAUGAGUGUUUAAUUUGUCAUAGAGUGCUUAGUUGCCCUAGUUCACUAAAAAUGCACUAUCGUACACAUACUGGUGAAAGACCUUUCAAGUGCAAACUCUGUGGACGUGCUUUUUCAACCAAAAGUAAUCUCAAAACACACUAUAGUGUUCAUCGUGCAAAUACUCCUUUGAAGAUGCAGCAUUCUUGUCCCAUAUGCCAGAAAAAAUUUACCAACGCGGUAGUGCUACAGCAACAUAUCCGUAUGCACAUGGGUGGUCAAAUACCAAACACUCCUUUACCUGAAGAAGCUUGUGGUGAUGGUGAUAUUGACUCAUCAGUUGCUGAAGAGGAGAAAAAUGAAGACCUUAGCAACAGUUUUACAGAUGAGAACAUGGAUGAUAUGGAAGAUGACUCUGAGUCUAUAGAAGCUCCCUCCAGUUCUAAACCACCAACACCUUCAGGUGAGCUACAAGAAGAGCCACCAAAUAUGCCACUUGCUAGCCAAGAUAAUGAGAUGGCUAUGUCUUGUGUUUUAAAUUUACAAAGACAAAAUAGUAUAAAAUCAAGUGAAAAUGGGUCACUAGAGAGUGAUGGGCUGACAAAUGACUCUUUAGUUGGAGAUCAUGAUUAUCAGAAGAGUCCAACACAAUCUGAGCAUAGGGCUCUUUCACCAACCAAUAGCCAGGAUGAUAGGCUUUCUUCCAAGUCUCUUCCUCCUUACAACAGUAACAUGGGUCUGUCCCUCAAAGCAGACCAUUCAGAAAAUAACUUUCUUGAUGCAGAAGUUGGUGGUGCUCUGGAUUUAACCAAUGGCAGCUUUGGCAGGAAGAUCAAAGAGGAACCUGGCUUGUCUCAGAAUGGAGAAUUUGGAAGGACCCCCAUGUAUAUUGGGGCACCACUAUCGCUAAUCAAAGUGGAAAUGCCUUCUGACCGUGUUGGUGGAUCAGCAUUCCUAGGCCCUCCUAACUUGUCUCCUGGACUAACUCCACUUAUUGUUCCACCCCGUCGUUCAGCAAAGCAGCAUCUCUGUAAUACGUGUGGCAAGAACUUCUCAUCAGCAAGCGCUCUACAGAUCCAUGAACGGACACAUACUGGGGAGAAGCCUUUUGCAUGCACAAUUUGUGGAAGGGCUUUCACAACAAAGGGUAAUCUUAAGGUUCAUGUAGGGACCCACAUGUGGAAUAAUUCAGCAAGAAGAGGCAGAAGACUCUCCCUUGAUAAUCCACUGCCUUCAUUGGCAAAUGACUCCAAUAAGAAAAUUGUUGAGAUUUUCCCAAAGUAUAUGGUAAAUCCUGCAGUUAGCCUUAACCCUGCUGUAGGCAUUGACCCUGCUGUGUGGAACCAAUAUGCAACAGUACUUAGCAAUGGGUUGGCCAUGAAGACUAAUGAGAUAUCUGUGAUUCAAACUGGUGGCAUUCCUGGAUUGCCCAUAAGUAACGGGGGAGGACCUGUUAUGAGCACAGCUACAGUUGCAAAUCUUGAUACCUCUCAAAACGGUGUUAGUCAAGUUAUGACGGACUUGGAGCAAGCAAGUGCAGAGAGUGUACCAAAGCACCAGUUUACUCACUUUAUGGAAGAAAAUAUUGCUGUUAACUGAGGCACAAGAAGUGGAUAAUGACUUGAAGGGCAAACGUACGGGGUCCUAGGUUCUCUUGGCUUUUAAUUAUAUGGCUUGGCACUGCCCCCGAGAUGGAUUAUAACCCUGUUGGUCACUUUGCCUAGAAUACAAUCACUGUUGCCUUGCAAACUAGAAUUUGUUGGAAAUGUGCUAACUAAGCAAACUGAGAUCUGCAGCCUUCUGAGGACUUCAUUAAGUUUCCAUAGGUCAUGGUUUACAUUGACAAAAAAAGACUGGAUUCAACUUUUUUUUACAACUCUGUAAGAACAAUUUUAGUGCUUGUGUAAAGAAAUAUGCGGGUAAAUAUUUUGAAAUAUCUGCCACCGUUUUAGAAACAUAUUUUACAGAUUGCUUUAAUUCUAUCCUCCGCAUUGGUCAAGUGUUAACCAAAGUAGAAGAAAAAGUGAUUCCUCUUUGUGCCAUUCUUUAAAUUCUAACCAGGUCAUGCCAAGAGGUCAAACAGUAUUGCGGUUUUUCCCACACCUAUCCUCAUGUUUUACAAUGAAGUCUUCAGAAGCGUACAGAUGUUCUCACAAGCUUUGCACACCAUGGUUUUUUGUUUUUGUCUAACAAUUUAAAUUCCACUGUGGGCUGUGUUACAAGGGCAAAUCCACUUGAAGCCCAGUUGUUACACUGAAAGAACUGGUUUCUUUAAAAGACUGAAGAUUAUUACUAAAAUGAGCAGUAUUAAAUCAUUAUGAUUUGGUUCCACAGCUGAUCUUAAUCAUUUGCGAGACUUUGGUUCAGGAAAGGCUAUUGACUUUAAGUUAUCUACCUCAUACAUUAUUUUAUUUUUCUCAUCUUUGUCGCUCUCCUGUAAUUUAUAUAGCAUUUGAAGUCUCCAUGCACUGAAACACUUAAUCUAAUGUUGGAGUUAAAAUCUUGCUUUGCUACACAUUAAUUUUCUCUCUCCAUGGAUUGCAAGAUCAGAAAAACAUGAGGCCAAAAAUCUCCCCUCUAUACCCGUGACCUAAAAAUUGCAUAUUACCAAAAAUUGUGAUAUUUGCACCUAACUCCUUAUUUCAACUCUUUGCCAUCUUGUGCCUUUCCUGAAGGACUAUUCUCUUUGGACAUAAACGGUUCUUGUUUACAAUGAAUAAUUAAUACUACAGAAACACAGCAGGUGGGCCUGCCAAUUUCUGUAUUGUGAAUGUAUGUCUUUUAGGAAUAUACAGUGUUUGGCAUCCUCUGAAUGUAUUAUAUUUUAUUUUUUUUGGUCAUUUUGAGAAUAAAUUUUUUUGGGAUGGCUUUCUUCUCAGAACAUUUUCAUAUUUGUAUAAACUGUUCAGUGAGCAGGAAAAAUGUAAAUCCUUGUAGAAGUCAUUAAACAAAUGUGAUACCGCUUCUCCCCA
This is a messenger RNA of Bombina bombina (fire-bellied toad), 4614 nucleotides long. It is a transcript of the gene SALL4, whose product is annotated as spalt like transcription factor 4. The transcript has 4 exons. The record is from RefSeq and is a predicted model, not a curated record. Lineage: Eukaryota; Metazoa; Chordata; Amphibia; Anura; Bombinatoridae. The coding region runs from base 59 to 3241 and encodes 1060 amino acids. Gene Ontology annotation, molecular function: RNA polymerase II cis-regulatory region sequence-specific DNA binding; DNA-binding transcription factor activity, RNA polymerase II-specific. Gene Ontology annotation, biological process: regulation of transcription by RNA polymerase II. Gene Ontology annotation, cellular component: nucleus.